This is a messenger RNA of Sungouiella intermedia, 3279 nucleotides long. NCBI's taxonomy places the organism in Eukaryota, Fungi, Ascomycota, Pichiomycetes, Serinales, Metschnikowiaceae. The record is from the annotation of a GenBank genome assembly.
AUGCCUUCUCUCUACAGCAAGGUCAAGGAAAAGUUGACCAGCAACUCGGAAAACGACGAGAGGUUGUCACGCACCAAUUCACUUCGAUCGUCGCUUUCACGUACGCUUUCCAGGAAAGACAAGAGGAGAUCCUCAGGGGGUGAGAACAGAUUCGAUAUAAAGAGCACUGACUCGAGACCGGACUCCGAAGUAGCCCUGUCGCCUGGUUUCAGACCGCAAAAGGUAGAAGCAGCCGCUGCAGAUGCUACAGCUGUGGACACAACGACUGAUGAAGCCUCAAAUGACGUUGGAACUAAGGAACCACAUGAGGCAGGCAAGCAGACAGCAAUCCCACCAGAAAGGGCAGAGACAGAGGCACUGGCGCCUAUCACAACAGGAAACGCAGUUGUUUAUGAAGGGUCACUGAAACAUACUCAAAAAUCCCAGCAGAAUGGGUCAAUUGGCCAGAGCAAGAGUAGUCAGGAAUUCAAUCAUGAGGUUUCUGAUAACGAGAGAAUCCAGAAGUACAAAGACAACCGAAUGGAACACACAACGAACGAGACCCAUGACUUACAGGCCCCAAUAGUGGCCACUACGCUCUCAGAUCCUUCUGCGCAACUUGACGGAACCACGGCUCCUGAGGUCUCAUCACAAAUCAAGAUUGCUCCACAUCUCAUCCAAGCAAGCUCUACACCUCUCCAGGAAACCCAAGGGGCAUAUGUGAAUGACUCUGAUUCUCAUGUUUCCAUCAAUUCCGACCUUCCACCUUCCGAACACUCGCCUCUUUUGUCCAACAGUGUAGCAGGCUACACAGACCUCGAGAAUUGGGGUGGGCGUGACGACGGAGAGACUUUCCACAACAGAAACAGCGUAUUAGGUCAAAUUUACGACUACUUAUUCCGGAAGAAUCCAUGGUCCACUUUUUCAAUUGUGUUUCUAUUAGUGUUAUUAUGUGUGAUAACAGUAAGCACAAUUUCACAGAUCGAAACGUUAUUAAAUCAGGCAGUGCUGCCAGAUCUACAGAGCGUUUCUGUACUUGAUGUAACCGACUCAGGGAUGUCUGUCCACGUCAUUGGAUCCAUCUAUGUGGAAUAUGAGCAAAUUUCUAACUAUUUCUAUAGGAACACUCUAAAGCUUGCUGGCCUCCUCAUCGGAGGAGUGACCGUGGUACCAAAGCGAGAAUGCCUGGUGUUUGUCAGCACUAAUGGGCUCCCUAACAAGCACGUUCUUGAUAUCUUUCCUCCCGAAUUGUCCGUGGAUCUUAUAGACCGCCGAAUCACUGAAAUUGACUUCAUCAGUGAAGCCGAGUUCAUGCAGCAUGAAAUUAUAGAAUUUGCACGGUCACUUACACUGAUUAACCGCCUGGAGCCCUUGCCACUAGAUAUUGAAGUGGUGGUGGACUCGAGAAUCAUUUCCAAGUUUUUUCACUAUAAUACCCAACCGAUGAGCAUUUAUCAACAUAUUGAGUUGCUGCCAGGUGACAUGGAAAUUCCCAUCCAAAUCGAUGAUUUAGAUGUGAACAUGGGAAAAUCAUCCGUGUCAUUAGAGGUGGUCGCUUCUACAGUGAAGGUGCUUCCACUUAAAUUUGAGAUCAACAGCAUCGAAUGGGAUAUCGCACUUCCAAAUUGCCAGAAAGAGCCAAAAAUACUAGGCGAGUGGAUCUCAGAUGCUGUUGAGUUUCUACCGAAUGAGCGCACAGUUUUUCUGGUUCAUGGUAAUGUGAAAGAAGUUCCUAAACCAUUGCUUGAAGUUUGCCUGGAUGGACUCUCGCCAUUCAACAAGUUCACCAACAAAUUGAUUGGAGAAAAUACAUUGAGCGUUCUAGCAAAGGUCCGGAAGUCUAGGGCCAACGAAGAGGCUUUGCCUCCCUGGCUCUAUAAUAUUCUUUCCUCAACAUUUUAUCCUCUCGAUACUCCAGUCCCAACAUCGGAUAUUGAUUAUUCGAACUUGGUCUUGAACUAUACGGUGGAUGGAGUCUCAAUAGUAGUACCAAGCAAAAAAAGGGGACUCUCCGCUCAAAUGGCAGCAAACAUGACUGUUGAUCUACAGCUACCUUUCAAAGCCACAAACAUCAACGCUUCAAUUUCAGAAGUUGUGGCAACACUUGACAUUUUGGAUGAUUCCGAUGAAACUCUUGAAGUUAUGAUUGAAGGAAAUAAUCAUUUUGAUUUGCAUUAUCCUGACAACUCACUAAACGGCACAGUUACGAUUAAUGCUAGCAAUGUUGAAUUGCAAGUAUUGAGUCCAGAGGAGGUUGGAGGUUUGCUCAAUGACAUUCUCAACAACUUGAACGUUGACGUGCCACUGUGGAAUUUGAAUCUUGAACUGGCUUUGUUGAACCUGCCCAUUGUUUCGACCACCAUUCGCCAUUUAAAGUUGACGCACCGUAACAUUAAGUUCAACUCAAUGAACAACGACGGUGAAGAUUACCUCGAUUGGCUUAUUAGGGCGAUCGAUCUCCGUAUUGACGAAAUCCUCUACGUGAACUCGAAUAAGACUCACAUUGACUUGCUUGUGGACUUCAAAGUCACAAAUCCCUUUAAUUUUCUGUUGAGGGUUCCUGAUGACAUACUCAGAUUCGACUAUUUUUAUAAUGGAACUUCCAUAGGGACAGUUGCGGUUCGUGAUGUUUCCAUUCUUUCAGGUGCGAAAGACUACGAUAUGAGCGUUUGGAUGUCAAUUUCAUGCCAGGAUACAAAGCAGCGAAUCUUCGCUGAGGAAUUUAUCAGUAAGGUGAUUUCUGCUGCUGAUGGCACUCGAUUAAGUGUCAGUGGACAUAGGCCAGCAUCCAAGAAUAACCCAUUUUUGAGCACAUUACUUGAGCAGAUUAAGCUUGACGAAUUAAGGGUUCCUGUGAUCAGGUUUGGAGAUGAUAAUGAUGAUGAUGACGACGACGUUGGUAGAAGAUCAGAUGAUUCCGAAGACGGACAACCUCGGAAAAGUCCCUUUCUCAUUGAUGCUACUAUUCAUGUUUUGACUUCGGAAAUAGAGAUAACAGUGUUCAAUCCAUUGGCGAAUGUCGAAAUCAUGGCCGAAAUUUUAAAAUGCCAGGCAUCCUACAAGGGAGAGAUGUUGGCGUACAUUGACCGAUCUGAAUUGAUGCUUAUUCCUCCAGGAAUAUACAAAAGUCCUCGUAUUCCUAUUAAGAUUUCGCAAGGAAUCGGAUCGGAUAUACUUCGUCGGGCCAUGAAUGGAAAUUUAUUUGUGGAAGUUACUGCUGAUCUUGGGGUUCGCAUUGAUAAGUUUUCCAUGCAACUAUUAUAUCAUGGAAGUGGGCUAAGUGCCACUAUUAAGCUAUAG